This is a messenger RNA of Hydra vulgaris (swiftwater hydra), 555 nucleotides long. RefSeq lists its product as uncharacterized. The record is from RefSeq and is a predicted model, not a curated record. Lineage: Eukaryota; Metazoa; Cnidaria; Hydrozoa; Anthoathecata; Hydridae.
AACUUUUUAGUCCCUGUGUAAUAAGUUUGUGAAUUUAGUAAUGUAACUUUGAUACUAUGGAUAGUUGUGCAGCUCAAAAGGGUUUGGAAUCUACUGAAAAGUUGUAUGAAAACUUUCAAGUUCUUCUUCAAUCACUUGGGUUUGAGAGAUUGUUAAGCAAAGUUGAAGCAGAAGAUCAAAAUUGCAUUCCAGAAAAAUAUGAAAAAACAAAUCAAAUUGUUUCAGAACUUUUAAUGUCUAUGAAGGACCAUUUAAGAGAAAUUAGAACCUGCUACAAUACUUGUCGUCAAGAAAUGCUGAAUCAUGGUCAUUUACUAAACAUCAAUAAAUUCAAAAUGGAUGCCAAAGUUCCUAAAAAUACAUCACUUGAAAAGUCGAAAUCUGUUGAAUAUGAAAACUUGCUUCAGGAUCUUCAAGAAAAGAAUAAAAAGCUAGAAGAAAUGAUUCACCAAAUGCAAGAUAUAUCAUCAAUUAUAAACCAACUUAUUUCUGGCACUUGAUUUUUUUACGAAUUUAGAAGUAGAAUAGAUAUUACUUAAUUAAGCAAUUAUAAAA